This is a messenger RNA of Bufo bufo (common toad), 2184 nucleotides long. RefSeq names its product family with sequence similarity 110 member A (gene FAM110A). The transcript has 2 exons. NCBI's taxonomy places the organism in Eukaryota, Metazoa, Chordata, Amphibia, Anura, Bufonidae. The record is from RefSeq and is a predicted model, not a curated record. The coding region runs from base 163 to 1155 and encodes 330 amino acids.
CUGCUGUGCAGGUAGGUAGCCGGAAUAAAGGAUCACACUGCUGUGUAGAGAGGGACGAUACUGUGUAGGAGGAGCUAUUGAUCCGGGACGCUGACUGGAUUGUGGGAUGUUAAGAUUUGCAGAAAAGGCACCAAGACUGAACUCUGCUGAGGAAUAAUCGCCAUGUCCGUGGGCACGUUACAGUCCGCAGGGAUGGGUGCCCCACUAACUUCCGUGAUGCCCUUCCGUAUCCUCAACAAAGGUCCCGAAUACUUUCGACGGCAGGUGGAGAAUGGAGCUCGGAAACCCAGUGCGGUGGAGAGACUGGAAGCCGAUAAAGCCAAGUACGUGAAAAGCAAACAAGUAGUCAGCACCAGACAAGAACCGGUCAGGCCCGUGCUGUCCCGGCAGCCGCUCUUUUCCCCGGGUGUUCGGAGAGUGCUGCUGACCCCCAACCGCAGGUGCUCCCCGACUGUAACUAGGGGGGACAAUAGAGGUGCCAAAAACUCUUUAAAUCUGGAAAUUCUUAAUAACUUGAUAAACAUUUGUGACAGUCCCCUGACUUCUCCUCGGGCAGAUAAGGUUCCUUGGCAAGAUGCUGAGAAGCCACAAAAUUCAUCCACCCCAAGCACACCAGUCAGCCACCGGACGCCCGGCACCACGGCUGUACGCAGAGUGGACGUUCGCCCUGGCGAUGCACCUCAUCCUUCCGCUUGUCCAGAUAUCCUCAUCACCCUAGCGGUCGAGUCUCCUGCCAAAUCAUGCCUCCCAACGGACAGCCCCCUCUACUCGCCCGCUGGUACCCCAAACGAAAAAGGAAAAAAGCAAACCCUUCUGCAUCGUUCCAAGUCCGACCUGAGCGACCGGUACUCCCGGGCCAGUGCCGACCUAGAACGUUUUUUCAAUUACUGCGGCUUGGAUCCCGGGGAGGUUUCCAACAUUGGAGCGGAGCAUUUGGUCCGGGCCAGUUCAGAUAUUGUGUCCGUCAAGUUCCACAGCGUCAGCGCAGAAAGCUCUGAGUAUGCGCAAUCCCAAGUCAGCGCAGGCACCCCCGAAGAGACGACGGCAACCACACGUAUUCCUUAUGGGAUUUCAAUCAUUGAACGUAACGCCAGGGUUAUAAAAUGGCUGUAUGGAUUACGGCAAGCCAGAGAGGUCCAAAAGCUGUCUGCGUAGCAGGAGGACGGGACCCUGUUGGAGACUGGACUGUGUUACAUGUGGUACUACCCGUCUGGGAGUACUGAAGACCUUGUUUCGUAGUGUUAAAUAUAAACUGUUGUUCUCCCCCCUAUCCGGCUACUGCAAAACUACAGCCCCCAUCGUUCACUGACAGCUGAGGGCUGUCAGGGCAUGUUGGGAGUUGAACUUUUGCCAUAGAAUGGGAGAUCCCUGAUAAAAAAUAUUCUGCUGGUAUUGGUAAAUUGACAUCAAGCCCAGUAUUAUCCAUGCACAACCUGUAGACAUGCAUACAUGCAUGUUGAGACUUGUAGUACCCUACCCGCUGUACGACCACCGAUUCUGUCCGGGCUCCAGCAUGCAGUUAAUGUUGUAUAGAAGUACACAUACUUUUCAGUCAUUUUUGAUAAAUGAUGCUGGAUCAUGCCUUAACCCCGUCACCCCCUGAUUUCCUUGAAUCUGAUCAUCUCAGCUCUGAGCAGGUAGCAGUCUCUGUCAUACAUUGUGUGAGCCUAAAGUCUACAGCGCACCCCGCAAGACCAAGCACAGCACCCCCUACCUGGUCUGUGCUGUGUAGGGUGUAGCCUGGUGGUUUACAGGGGCUUAUUACAUAGCAUUGGUCUUCUCAGCUCCUCCUGCACUGCAUUUCGUGGAGACAGGUCUUCUUUAAGCCAAGUAGCACAAUGCACACCAGCAUUUCAGUAGUUGUUUAGGUCUUGGAAUUGAUUGAUUGCACCUUUCUUUGUGCUAGAUGUAGUAAAGCGGAGUUUGUCAUUUAACACCCUAUAAUGCAGUAGAAUUACUUUGAGCCCUUAUGUAACAUUGGAAAUGUGCCAAAUGACAAACUCUGCUCUGCUACAUCUGGAAAAGUUAGUUCUUCUGCAUGUAGAAACUGUGUAAGGGUACUUUCACACUUGCGGCAGAGGAUUCCAGCAGGCAGUUCCGUCGCCGGAACUGUCUGGCGGAUCCGGAAAUCCGGAUGCAAACGGAUGGCAUUUUGUCAGACGGAUCCGUCUGACAAAUGCAUUG